Messenger RNA from Alternaria incomplexa, 1380 nucleotides. RefSeq lists its product as uncharacterized. Bases 1 to 1380 code for a protein of 459 amino acids. The record is from RefSeq and is a predicted model, not a curated record. The transcript is spliced from 2 exons. NCBI's taxonomy places the organism in Eukaryota, Fungi, Ascomycota, Dothideomycetes, Pleosporales, Pleosporaceae.
AUGAUACCGAUCAAGAAGACAACCUUGUCUCGGCAACUGAAUGCUGAUGGCCAGCCCUUUGACGAGUUCCGGAGGAGAGCUGUGGCAGCUGCGGCGAAGCAUCCAGAAGCGAUACACGCUGAUAUGACACUGGACCUUUGCGAAUGGCUUGAUGACGCCGAUGAAGGUGUAGAAGAGCUUGGCCUGAAGUCCGCACAUGAUCUUGAGGCGGAAAGCAAAGGUGUUGUUCGAGUGAUCUUUGCACCACGAGACGUACCCACACCAGGCGCGGAAUCACUGCUUGAGUUGUUCGAGACAUGCAGUAUUCCAAGCGCCUUCGUCGAUGAGAGCCUGCGAGGGGUUUCGCAAUCCUUCGCAGCGCGCGAAGACGCCGAUGGUACAACAUGGAUCUGGUUCCACCUCUUGUGCAAAACGUUAGCAGUGGUCGAGAACAAGAUCGUGCCGGACAACGGCCCUGCGGAGGUGGAGAGCAAACAAGCCAAAUGUUCACAGUCGGCGCCAGCUCAAAGUCAGGCGAACUUCUCUUGGAUCAAGCCUGGUAUUGUGCUGAAGAUUCGGAAGCAGUCAGAUACUCCGCCUACGCCGGUACGGACCUCAACUUCUGACAGCGACACGACAUUGGCACCCACUUCAACUCAAGCCAGGGUAGAGCUGAUAUGUUUUGGCGCGCCUAGCACACUACUAGACCGGAUCCGGGCACUGACGAAGACGACACCGUGCCAGGCAUUGCUGGACGACCCGCACAUGCUGCUCGAACUCGUUUUCGAGGAGAUGUACAAGAUUCUCGACUGGACGACCUGGGCUGUGUCAGAUACGUUCGGGCCAUUGGAAACUGUAAGUCUGGUUCUUAUUCGAUUCGACGUCGUGCUAAUAGUCUGUCAGCAAACUUUAGGGAUAGCCAGUAGGGUUGGCAAAGCGACAGAAGAGCUGCCCAAGGACCUCUUCACUGGGCUUCACAACCUGGCGAAGCAUGCCAUAUACCUCCGCGAGAACUGUGAAGCAGCCCUGGCCACACUAGACAAUCUCUACAGCCACUACAUAGUGGUGAUGGGCGCCAAUCCGUGCACGUUACAAAGGCAAACCCGAGAGGCGCUCAAGUAUAGACAGACCUUGUUUGAAUCGACGCAACGACGGCUUGGAAGCCUGAAUGCACGGAUAUCGAACAUUAUCGAGUUGGCAUUCAACAUUGUCACGCAAGGUGAUAGCAAGUUAAUGCAGUCGGAGAACCAAAGCAUGAAGACGAUCGCGGUCAUGACACUUCUUUUCAUGCCUCUGGGUACGGUGGCAUCCAUCUUCGGUAGCCAAUUCAUGAAACUGCAGGAAGAGUGGCCGCAUCACAUCACCGUAUCGCAAGAUUUUUGGCUGAUGUGGGGUAUGUGA